GUACGCACCUGUCUGAGGGAUCAAGGAUUAAUUUAUUUGCCUGUUGUGAUAAACUUAACAACUUGAAGCAAGAACUUCUCGUUUGUCCAAAGACUGGAAAAGAAACCAACUGCGUGAAGCAGCAAAAUUUCUUUCUUUCCAUUUUUCCAGAGGUGAAUUGCCACAGGCUGCUCCAGAAGGACAGCACACUAUGGCGGAAAACAACACGCAAAAGAAGAAGUCUCGGUGGACGUCGCUGGAGAUUGGCCUCCUGACCAUCGUAUCGCUGCUUUUCGUAGUCGUCCUAGCCUUCAUCAUCCUCUUCGUCACGCACAGCAGCAGCAGCAGCAGCAGUGAUGGAGUUUGCACUACGGCUGACUGCACACGCUCAGCAUCUCGUCUCAUUGAGAACAUGGAUCCCACUGUAAACCCAUGUGAAAACUUCUACCAAUAUGCCUGCGGAGGCUGGCUGAAAAAGAAUAUCAUCCCUGAAACCAGCUCACGCUACAGCACCUUCGACAUCCUCAGGGACGAACUGGAGGUUGUGCUUAAAGGUGUGCUGGAGAGAGAUGAUAACCUGAGUGGUAAUAGCUCUUUAGCCAAAGCCAAAACCCUCUACAGGUCCUGCAUCAAUGAAAGUCUCAUUGAGCAGAGAGCUGGAACACCUCUGAUCUCAAUGCUGCCAGAUGUUUUUGACUGGCCCAUCGUGACGGAUGACUGGGACACCAAAUUUGGUGUCAGCUGGAGGGCAGAAGAUGCCAUAGCCAGACUGCAUGAGAAAUAUGGGAAGCGAGUAUUAAUAAGUUUUUUUAUCGGCACAGAUGACCGAGACUCCAAUUCCCACAUCAUCCAUUUCGACCAGCCGAGCCUUGGCCUGCCCUCCAGAGACUACUAUACCUGCACAGGGCCGUAUGAAGAGGCCUGUACCACAUAUGAGAACUUCAUGGUUGAUCUCGCUGUGCUGGUGCGUAAAGACAGACGCUUGGAGGUGAACGAGACAAAAAUCAGAGAGGAAGUGGCCAUAGUGAUGCAGAUGGAGAAGGAGAUCUCUGAUGCUACAGACACACCAGAAGAUAGAAACAAUCCUGUUCUCCUCUAUAACAAGAUGCCCCUGGAGACCCUCAACACCAACUUCACACUUGAGUUCGAGAAAACAGUUUUUAACUGGACUCAUUUUACUAAUAAGAUUAUGGAUGCAAUCAACCUUCCCAUUGAGGACAGUGAGCAAGUCAUUCUUUAUGCCCCGAACUACUUGAGGAGGCUCAACCCUGUCCUGGCUAAGUACACAAAGAGAGACGUCCAGAACUACAUCGUGUGGCGUUUCGCUAUGAACAUGGUGGUUGGCCUGAGCAGAGCGUACAGAGACACCAGGAAAGCUUUUAAAAAGGCCAUCUCUGGUACCAGUUCAGAGGCAGCAAUAUGGAGGCAGUGUGCGGUCUACGUCAACAGCAACAUGGAGAAUGCUGUCGGCAGACUGUAUGUAGAAGAAGCCUUUGCUGGAGACAGCAAGGACAUGAUGGAUGAGAUGAUCGCUGGCAUCAGAGAGGUGUUUGUGAAUAACCUACAAGACCUAUCAUGGAUGGAUGAUGAAACCAAGAAAGCUGCGGAAGAGAAGGCUCAAGCUAUUCGAGAGAGAAUCGGAUUCUCAGAAAACAUCAUGAACGAUACGUUUCUGGACGAGGAAUACAAAGAACUAAGCUACAGUUCAGAGGAAUACUUUGAGAACAUCCUGAAAAAUCUGGAGUUCGGUCAGAAGAAACAACUGAAGAGGUUGAGGGUGAAAGUGAACAAGGAAGAGUGGAUCUCUGGAGCAGCGGUGGUCAAUGCGUUCUAUUCAUCCAGCAGAAAUCAAAUAGUAUUUCCUGCUGGUAUCCUCCAGCCUCCUUUCUUUGGUAAAGGACAGCCCUGGUCUCUCAACUAUGGCGGCAUUGGCAUGGUGAUUGGCCAUGAGAUCACUCACGGUUUUGACGAUAACGGCCGCAACUUUGAUAAAGACGGAGAUCUGAAGGACUGGUGGACUCCGUCCUCAACACAGAAGUUCCAGGAACUCUCAAAAUGUAUUGUGGACCAGUACAGCACCUUUUCCUGGGACCUGGCAAAUGGACAAAAUCUUAAUGGGAAUAACACGCUUGGGGAGAAUAUUGCUGACAAUGGGGGCAUUCGCCAGUCUUAUCAAGCAUACCAGGACCACGUCAAGAAGCAUGGAAAGGAAGCUCCAUUGCCUGGAAUUGAUCUUAACCAUGAGCAACUCUUCUUCUUAAACUUUGCUCAGGUCUGGUGUGGAACGCAUAGACCCGAACACGCCGUUAACUCCAUUAAAACUGACGUCCACAGUCCAGGGAAGUUCAGGGUUCUCGGAUCUUUGCAGAACUUCCCAGAGUUUGCCAAAGCUUUCAAGUGCCAGAAAAAUGACUUCAUGUGGCCUGAAAAGAUGUGCCGAGUGUGGUGAUGACGCCACAUCCAGGGACAUUAAGGGCAUUUAACGAGCCCUGACUUCACUCUUAUGACUGUAUGACCUCCUCGGUCCCAGACUAAGAAGGUCUGAUGUUCUCCACAGGGUAGACUGUCUUCACCGAUGCAUUUCAGUCAUGUACAGACAUGGGGUGCUUCCUUAGAUCCACUCCUACAUGUCAAUUAAUUAGUUCAUUUUAGUCUGAAGAGAUCAUCAUGUGAUCUGUGGUUUAUUGUUUAUAAGAUGAAAUGUAAAGGUAUUGUCAUAUACUUAAAACUUUUUAUGUUAAUAUCAAAUCAAACUGUGAAUCCAGGAGAUAGGUAGCAUUUUUCUAUGUUAAAGAUAUAUCACUAUUCAUUUAAACAUGGCAACUUUAGUAUGCUUUGGUUAGAUGAUAUUUGUAAUAUUUUACAAAAAAAACAAAAAAACAAAAAAACAACAACAACAAAAAAAAAACACAAUACGGGCUGAAAAUGUACAAAAAAAUAUUAAAGGUAUAUGAAAUAUAGACACAGGGAUUAUACAGUAUUAGGAAUCACAGAUUUUUAAAACAUUAUGUUAAUAUGGCUUGUAUUGCACUGGAUGUUAGAUUAAGAAUAAUGCAGCAAACCUAAGUUGGAAAUUUGUCGAAAGGCUACAGAUUUAUAACCGUGUUAGUCACUGAUUUGAUACUAAAUUUUGAAGUGCUCGGUAUAUUAUGGAACAAGCACCUAUGAUCUUUUGAGAUUUGAUACUGUGUGAUGAAAUGAUAUGAUGUCUAAUAUGCCAAUGGAUAUGAAUUGUGUGCUUGUAAAUGAGUUGUGUGUAUGUGUGUAUGUGUUUGUGUGUAUGUGUGUGUAUGUGUGUUAAAGAUUCUACAUACCUACCAUCAAUGCCACCAAUGAGAGACUGCCUUAAGAUAAUCACGAGAGUCUGUUGCAAAAUUACAAGCAUUUUUCUUUUACACAUGUUCAGGUUCACAUAAAUGACAAAUGACUUGCUACUUAUGCCAAAGAGGUGACAAUAUAUACUCUCACUCUGUGCCCUUGUGAAAACCUCAAAGUAAAGUAUUAGAUUUGUCAGUGAAGCGAAAUUUACAGUUCUGUGUUAAAGUCUUAGGCACACUACAGUACGUUUUUUUUUUUUUUUUUUUUAGCUAUUUGAGCUAUUUUGUCAAUAGAAGUAUUUCCCAUUAAAAACUAAACUAAACUAAACUAUUAUAUCGUCGCUGUCGGGCGGAAUCCUCAUAUCUCCAAAAUACGAGAUUUUUCGAUUUUUAGAUUUUUUUUUUUGAAGACAUUUACCUCAGAAGACGUGUUGAUUCAUUGCGACUCUUAUUAAGGAGAAAUAUGCCGCGAAGCUCUCCCGCGGAGUGAGGAAGAGGUGGACAGUUGAAGUGUCCAAUGGAGUUAUGAGAUUUGUGCUCAAGCUAUUUUCAAGACUUUAGAUUGGUUAAUAACUUGUAAAAAUAACAGACCCACGUGGGGACUGACCAAUAGCAUCGAUAUGUGAAAAAAUAUGAAAUUGACCAAAUUUGGACAUACGAGGUUUCCGCCCGACAGCGACGAUAUUUAAAUUACCUUAAUUUAUAUUUUAUUAUAUUAUACCACAAUUUCGUUGAAUUCUCGGUAGGUGUUGAAUAACGAUCUCUAACCAAUCACAGGCUUAUAUUUAUAUAUCCAAACUCUAUAAUCGUAUAUUGAUCUAAUAAAACCAGAUUUAGGAAACA
Messenger RNA from Tachysurus vachellii, 4139 nucleotides. RefSeq names its product neprilysin-like. Gene Ontology annotation, cellular component: plasma membrane. Gene Ontology annotation, biological process: protein processing; amyloid-beta clearance. The transcript has 23 exons. Gene Ontology annotation, molecular function: metalloendopeptidase activity. The record is from RefSeq and is a predicted model, not a curated record. Bases 191 to 2428 code for a protein of 745 amino acids. NCBI's taxonomy places the organism in Eukaryota, Metazoa, Chordata, Actinopteri, Siluriformes, Bagridae.